AUGGCACAAUCGGCUACGGCUACUCCUCCUUCUGCUUCUGUUGAUAUGGCUGCUGAUCCUGGUGCUGAUCCUGGUGGUCCUGGUGGUUUUGGCGGUGCUGGCGGCGGUCCUGCCGCUUCUGGUCCACCCGGCCCUACUGGUAUCGAUCUUACUUCUGCCUCUGUUUCUGAUGUUGGUGGUCCUGGCGGUGGUCCCGGUGCUUCCGGUCCCAACGGCAUCGAUCUCACUUCCGCCUCCGCUUCUGAUCUCGGUGGUUUUGGCGCUUCUGGUCCAAUUGGUGGUACUGGCUAUGGUCAGGGUGAUGAGGACGAAUACGGCGAUGAGGACGAAUACGGCGAAGAAGAAGAAUACGGCGAAGAGGAAGAAUACGGCGGUGGAGGUGGCUACGGCGGUGCAGCUGGUGAAGCUGGCUACGGUGAAGCUGGCUACGGUGAAGGUGGCUACGGUGAAGCUGGCUACGGUGAAGCUGGCUACGGCGAUGACGACGAAUACGGCGCUCAGGCCGGCGGUGGCACUCAGGGUGGCUACGGUGCUCCGGCCAGCGGUGGCGCUCCAGGCAGUGGUGGCACUCAGGGCGGCUACGGCGCUCCAGGAAGCGGUGGCACUCCGGGCAGUGGUGGCACUCAGGCCGGCGGUGGCCCUCAGGGUGGCCAAGGAGCUCAGGGCAGCGGUGGCGCUCGAGGCAGUGGUGGCACUCAGGCUGGCGGUGGCGCUCAGGCCGGCGGUCACGCUCCUAUCGAUUCGCAUUACUAUGAGGUGCACGGCCCGGCAUCAGCAUUUGCUGCUGAAUUCGACCCUCACAUUUGUUCUUACGAGGAUCUGUGGCAUACAUUCGAGCCCACCAUGGUGCAGGCCAACGCUCAACAUGGGGGGGAGCAAUAUGUGUCCUUGAUUGACCAGGCAAUUCAGGAGGUCAGCCAAAAGACCGGCGUCGAGUCAUAUCUCCUGUUAUGUGUCAUCAUGCAAGAAAACUACCUACGACGCAGACCACGAGCCGACGGGAGGACUUAUGCAAACUUCAGGUUGCCAGGGUUUGGCUGCAUCGCACCCACGUUAGAGGAUGUCGUCGGCAUGCUCGAAAUGGGCGCCACCCACCUGCAGGGGUGCUUGACGCAGCAGCACGGCGACAUCUAUGAGGCCCUACGGGUAUACAACUCGGGGAGCAUCGCCGCUAGCGGCGACCUGGGCGAUCCUGCAAGUGUUGGCACGCCGGAUUAUGUCUGCGACGUGGCAAACCGUACACAUGGCUGGAUCAGUGGCGGCAAAUCCACGUAG
Fonsecaea pedrosoi CBS 271.37 is the source of this 1275-nucleotide messenger RNA. RefSeq lists its product as uncharacterized. The coding region runs from base 1 to 1275 and encodes 424 amino acids. The transcript has 5 exons. Gene Ontology annotation, molecular function: peptide-methionine (S)-S-oxide reductase activity. The record is from RefSeq and is a predicted model, not a curated record. NCBI's taxonomy places the organism in Eukaryota, Fungi, Ascomycota, Eurotiomycetes, Chaetothyriales, Herpotrichiellaceae.